This is a messenger RNA of Spirometra erinaceieuropaei, 1843 nucleotides long. The record is from the annotation of a GenBank genome assembly. NCBI's taxonomy places the organism in Eukaryota, Metazoa, Platyhelminthes, Cestoda, Diphyllobothriidea, Diphyllobothriidae.
AUGCGGACCCACGUGUACUCUACCUUCGUGGACCUGACGAAAGUCUUCGACACGGUGAAUCGUGAAGGACUGUGGAAGAUAAUGCAGAAAUUCGGCUGUCCGGAGCGACUAAUUCAGAUGGUGCGUCAGCUGCACGACGGCAUGAUGGCACGAGUCACGGACAACGGGGCCGUUUCAGAGGCAUUCGCAGUGACCAAUGGAGUGAAGCAGGGAUGCGUGCUGGCGCCUACCCUCUUCACUCUUAUGUUCUCUGCCAUGCUGAUGGACGCCUACCGUGAUGAAGGCACCGGGAUUCGUAUCGCCUACAGGACAGACGGCCACCUCCUGAAUCCACGGCGGAUGCACUUCCAAUCACGCGUAUCCACAACCACCGUUCACGAACUCCUCUUCGCCGACGAUUGCGCCCUGAACACUACCUCGGAAGAGGAGAUGCAACGGAGCAUAGACCUGUUCUCCGCCGCCUGCGAGAACUUUGGGCUGGUCAUCAACACGCAGAAGACGGUGGUCAUGCAUCAACCGCCAGCCAACACAGCCACAGCCCCCAACGCGCCGCAAAUCAGUGUGAACGGAACCCUACUGCAAGUGGGGGAUGACUUCCCGUACCUGGGCAGCACCCUCUCCCUUAACACCAAAUUCGAUGACGAAGUGACACGCCGGAUUUCGAAAGCCAGUCAGGCCUUCGGUCGCCUCCAAAGCACCGUCUGGCAUCGUCAUGGUCUCCAACUGAGCACGAAGCUGAAGAUGUAUAAGGCCAUCAUCUUGCCGACGCUACUGUAUGGAGCGGAGACUUGGACGCUGUACACAAAGCAGGCACGCCGACUGAACCACUUCCACCUCAGUUGUCUUCGUCGCAUCCUGAGGCUGAACAGGCAGGAUCGAAUCCCCGAUACUGAUGUGCUGGAACGGACGGGAAUCCUCAGCAUCUACAUCAUGUUGAGACAAAUGUAAAUGCGUUUGAGCGGCCACCUGGUGCGCAUGGACGACGAGCGACUACCCAAGCGAUUCUUCUACGGAGACGUCGCGACGGUUUCGCAUCGUCAAGGAGGCCAAAUUCGCCGGUACAAAGAUACUCUGAAGUCCUCCCUGAAGCGUCUGCAAAUAAAUUCGACCACCUAGGAAGAUCUUGUUCACGACCGUCUGACAUGGAAGAGGACAAUGAGGAUAGGCACUGCGAUCUGUGAAGCCAACCGCAUUGCCGCCGCCAAAGUGAAACGCGAAGCGCGCAAAUCACAGCGACGCCGAGUCCGCAACGCCGAGGCACGACCGUUUCCAACGUGUCCUCGGUGUCAACGGACACUCCGGGCACGAGUUGGACUUAUUGGACACCUUUGGAUCAACUGCGCCUCUCGGACCGCACCAAACGUCUUCCCUCCGCCAGCAUCUUCCUCGUCCUCUUCGUCGCCAACUAACCCUGACUACUCUUCUGAACCACCACUUCCAUCGUCGUAGUCGUCGUCGUCGUCGUCAUCAUCAGCAUCAUCAUCCUCCUCACCCUCUUCCUCUUCUUCUUCUUCCUCCUCCUCCUCCUACUCCUCCUACUCCCCCGGCUCCUCCUCCGCCACUACCCCAACGACGGCCGCUCUGGCGGCUGUCACGCACGACAACACAACAACAGACACCAUCCCUCCUACCUCCGACUCCAGAAAUAAAGACCAGGACUACGCCAGCCCUCACUGCAACCGCACCUUCACCCCAAACAUCGGCUUUGUCAGCCACUUACGAAUCCAUCGCACAGAAGCUGGCGAACCAGUGCCUGGAGCAGCAACCUACACCCGACGCACUCGCCUGCACUACCCACACUGCCCUCGUACCUUCACGCAUCGCAUGGGCCUGUUCGGCCUAA